GGCGUACCGAGGCCGUGCCCACCGGUCCCAAUGAGGGAUCCCGGCACGGGGGUGGUGGGAGUGGAGCUUUGCCUCCUCGUCCCUGAGGCCUGCGGGACCCGCCUCAGCAGGGUGCGGGGCAAGCUCGGCCUAGAGGGGUCUCGCCCUUUCCCUUUCGCCGGUCUUGAGCCCUUCGCUGCCUCCGAACUGCAGGACUAGGCCAGGACCCUCCGGGCAUACACGCCUUAUCUGUUAGCUCAGCAUUCACAGUCUAAGGUUGUGUUCACAGAGCUGCCCUGCUCUCGCUAGAGACUGGUUCUCUUACUGUUCUCUCCCUGCACCUGAGGCAAUCGGAGGGGACCAAGGCACCAGUAAAGGCAGCCAGCUGUUCUUAUGCAGGGUGACAUCGUGCAGUGACACGUGAGCCUACAUGGCUGAACGGGGCUUUUGAGAGGACUGAAGCAUGUGUGAGGGUGCUUACAUUUGUCACAGAGUGGUUAGUGUGUUUCCUCAAAGCUGCUGCAAAGACUCGUGUUUGGGCACAGAGAAUGUGAAUUUAAGCAGAGUAAUCUAGCCAUGGGUAGUGUGAAUAGCCCAGAGGGUCCCUGGCUACAAAGAUUUGCAAAUGGGAAACCCGUGAGAAAACCCAGUCGGCAACAGCCUUGGAAGGCAGCACCUGAUCAAAGCCGAGACAUCAUUGCUUCUGUUCAGUGCAUCUUGGACAGAGAAAAUUCUCUGAGGGAGGUGGACAGGUAUUUGAAGUACAGUGAUUUCCUAGAUCUGAGAAGGACAGAGAUCCUCUACAAAAAAUAUAUUGAGGAUGUUUCAGAGCCAUUUAUGCAGAAAAUGAAGAACCAAAUGGACAGCCAGUCAGAGGAAGAAGUGCGGAAGAGAAGACAAGAACAAUUCUCUCAAUAUUUAAGCUACCAUACAAAGAAGGGCUAUGUGUUUUUGGACCAUUAUGACCCAUCAGAGUAUGAUCCGUUCUUCCAGAAGACGUGCACAGACUGCUGGAAGGAUGAAAGUCACCAACCAGCACAAUGACAGAGCCAGUGAUGUCACCUGUCCUCCAGCUGACCAGAGCAGCAAGCACAGCCAUCAAAGGUACCUUUUACAAAAUAGGUCACAUGCACUGCCAAAGCAAGUGAGAACAGGCCAGAUCUUUGGGGAAACUGCAAUAAACUAAUUGUCUCAAACAUGCAGUUCUGAAAUGUUGUUACCCAGCAGCCAGAGAAAUGUCUGAGAUGCUGCUCUUCUUCUUGCCAGCUCCAGUUCAAUGCUCUACAGGCCAAAACCUGCUUUUUAGGAGGUUUAACUUAGGCUGAGCUCAAUAAAGACAGUGCUGGUGUUCUCUCCUGGAGACAAUGUCCAAGAGGUAAAUCAAACUUUUAACAUACACUGGUGUUUUGAGAAGGCAGGAAAUAAGUAGGGGAGAGGAGAGGGGAAGUGAUGCUGUACAAAACAUCUGGUGCUUUUUGGGGAGUCGGUGCUGAGCAGCAGCUGCUGCCAGUGCCUUCAAACCAGUCCCUCUCCUGUGCCAGUGCAGUCCCAUCUCCCUGCUGGUGUGGCUGCUCAGCAGCUCUGGGCUCAAAGCCUGGAAACAGAAUUUCUCUGUCCUCCAAACUCCCACUGUACAGACACAAUCUCUCAAGAGUUGCCAAGA
Molecule: messenger RNA, 1642 nt
Organism: Corvus hawaiiensis (hawaiian crow)
Lineage: Eukaryota; Metazoa; Chordata; Aves; Passeriformes; Corvidae
Gene: FAM228B
Product: family with sequence similarity 228 member B
Exons: 6
Coding region: 556-1023 (155 amino acids)
Source: RefSeq, a predicted model, not a curated record